CUGAUUCAUUCUUUUGACCGAGGGAGCACUGUGGUCAUCUGCAGGGACGCGGUUCAGUUUCACUGGAAGGGGACACGCUAGCGAGAAUGGGGCCGGGCCAUGGCGAGGCGGAGACCAGAGAGUGCGCUUACUACAACGCCAACUGGGAGCUGGAGAAGACCAACCAGAGCGGUGUGGAACAGUGCGAGGGGGAGAAGGACAAGAGGCAUCACUGCUACGCCUCCUGGCGCAACAACUCCGGCUUCAUCGAGCUGGUCAAGAAAGGAUGCUGGCUUGAUGACUUCAACUGUUACGACAGAGUGGAGUGCAUCGCCACCGAGGAGAACCCUCAGGUAUUUUUCUGCUGCUGCGAAGGGAAUUACUGUAACGACCGGUUCUUCCACUUCCCUGAGUCUGUGCCAGAAGUUGUAUUUGAGCCGCCACCCCCGACUCCGUCCCUGCUGAACAUCCUGGUGUAUGCUCUGCUCCCCAUCACCGGCCUCUCCAUCAUCAUCCUGCUGUCCUUCUGGAUGUAUCGCCAUCGCAAGCCCCCGUACGGGCACGUGGACAUGACAGAGGACACGAGCCUGCCCAGCCCGUCUCCCCUGGAAGGCCUGAAGCCUCUGCAGCUGCUGGAGAUCAAGGCCAGAGGGCGGUUCGGCUGCGUUUGGAAAGCUCGGUUGAUGAACGACUACGUGGCCGUGAAGAUCUUCCCCGUCCAGGAGCGGGAGUUGAGGGAGGGAAGAAAUGAGUCCUGGUUUGAAAGUGUGGGUGGGGCAGAACUUGUAAAAUGGAUCACCUGGCCUAAUUGCGGCCUACACCAGGACUCUCUUGAAGCCACCUCCUCCCACCCCGCCAUCACGUUGGUUCAGAGCAAUAACAGUGUGACCACUUAG
This is a messenger RNA of Hemiscyllium ocellatum (epaulette shark), 875 nucleotides long. Its product is annotated as activin receptor type-2B-like. Bases 87 to 875 code for a protein of 262 amino acids. Lineage: Eukaryota; Metazoa; Chordata; Chondrichthyes; Orectolobiformes; Hemiscylliidae. The record is from RefSeq and is a predicted model, not a curated record. The transcript is spliced from 6 exons. Gene Ontology annotation, molecular function: ATP binding; activin receptor activity; activin binding. Gene Ontology annotation, cellular component: plasma membrane; activin receptor complex. Gene Ontology annotation, biological process: cellular response to growth factor stimulus; activin receptor signaling pathway; protein phosphorylation.